Messenger RNA from Rotaria sordida, 348 nucleotides. Lineage: Eukaryota; Metazoa; Rotifera; Eurotatoria; Philodinida; Philodinidae. The record is from the annotation of a GenBank genome assembly.
AUGCAACCGUUGAUAUACUCAUUAGUUUUCGUAUCCGUUUUUCUUUUAUGUGCAAUAUCAAUAGAAGAUGUUAAACCUGUUUCAAAAUUUUCAAGACAAAAUUUUGUUGCAUCACCGAGUUAUUCAAAAUUAUUAACACUUUUGAAAAAUCGAGAAACAAAAUUUUAUGAAAAUGAUGAUGACGACAACAGUAGCGAUCAGAAUGAUGAUGGCAUCUCACGUGAAACAAAACAAUUAACAUCAGUAAAUCGACGAUUUUUUCUUUUUUCUGUUCAACCUACUACUCGUCGAAAUCGACCAUAUUAUAUCUAUGGACGAAAAUCUCAUUGGGAUACAUUUUUUGGAUAA